Messenger RNA from Solanum pennellii, 462 nucleotides. Its product is annotated as ferredoxin, root R-B2-like. Gene Ontology annotation, molecular function: 2 iron, 2 sulfur cluster binding; electron transfer activity. Bases 1 to 462 code for a protein of 153 amino acids. The transcript is spliced from 2 exons. Gene Ontology annotation, cellular component: plastid. The record is from RefSeq and is a predicted model, not a curated record. NCBI's taxonomy places the organism in Eukaryota, Viridiplantae, Streptophyta, Magnoliopsida, Solanales, Solanaceae. Gene Ontology annotation, biological process: electron transport chain.
AUGUCAAAAAUUAGCAUUCCUUCAUCUAAUUACUUGCUCAAAGAUGCACCAUCAACAAAAUCCUUUGCCUUCACCAAAAAGCAUCCAUGUACUCUGGGUUCUUUCAAGUGUAUUUCCAAAGCAUUUGGAUUGAAUUGUAUCUCCAAGUUCAAAGUCUCAACAAUGGCACUAUACAAGGUGAAAUUGAUAGAUCCUAAUGGUAUCGAAAACGAGAUUGAAGCACCCGAUGAUCGAUACAUUCUUGAUACUGCAGAAGAUGUAGGAAUGGAACUUCCAUACUCAUGCAGGGCUGGUACUUGUGGAACUUGUGCAGGACAGUUGAGUUCAGGCUCAGUAGAUCAAUCCGAAGGCUCGUUCCUCGAUGAAAACCUAAUCGAAAAUGGUUACGUAUUGACUUGCAUUUCGUAUCCAAGGGAAGAUUGUGUUGUCUAUACUCACAAGCAAGAUGAAGUCUUGAAUUGA